UAAUUGGUCUUUUUCUUGCAAAUGCAUGUCCUAUUCAAAAGAUAAAGAAAUGAGAGAUGUGAACCUUUUAAUUCACUUUCCUUCUAAAGUGGCUUUGUGAUUACAUUAUAACAUCUGUGUCAGGAAGUCCCUGGAGGAAAAGGGGAAUAAUUUGAAUACAUGGUCAAUGAAAUAUAUGUUGAAUAUGUGAGCACCAUGCUUUCUUUUAUCCACAUGUACGGGAUGUUUUAGAAUGCAGUGACAUAUGAGGAUGUGCAUGUAAACUUCACUCAGGAAGAAUGGGCUUUGCUGGAUCCUUCCCAGAAGAAUUUCUACAAAGAAGUGAUGCUGGAGACCUACAGCAACCUCACUGCUAUAGGCUAUUAUUGGGAAGACUACAGUUAUGAAAAGAAUUCUCAAAAUUCUAGAAGACAUGGAAGGCAUCUUCAAAGAGAAGAAAGAAUUCACACUGGAGAGAAAACCUAUAAACCUGUGCAAUGUAAUGAAGUGUUUUUAAGUCACAGUCAUCCUCAGAUACAUAAAAGAAUGCUUACUGGAGACUUUGUAUGUGAUAGUGGCCUUCAAAUGCAUAGAAGAGCACACACAGGGGAGAAACCCUGUGAUUUUACCACAUGUGGUAAAGCCUUUGCAUGCCACAGCCAUCUGCAAAGCCCUAAAAGAACACAUACUGGAGAAAAGCCCUAUUCAUGUCAACAAUGUGGUAAAGCCUUUUCAUGGUACAGUAGUCUUCAUCGGCAUAAAAGAACACAUACUGGAGAGAAGCCCUAUGAAUGUAAACUAUGUGGUAAAGCCUUUGCACAGAACUUUAAUCUUCAGAUUCAUGAAAGAACACAUACUGGAGAGAAGCCCUAUGAGUGUAAACAAUGUGGUAAAGCCUUUGCACAGAACAGUCAACUUCAGAGUCAUAAAAGAACACAUACUGGAGAGAAGCCCUAUGUAUGUAAACAAUGUGGUAAAGCCUUUGCACAUAACAGUCAUCUUCAAAGUCAUAAAAGAACACAUACCCUAUGAGUGUAAGCAGUAUGGUAAAGCCUUUGCUCGUCACAGCCAUCUUCAAAGCCAUAAAAGAUCAUAUACUGGAGAGAAGCCCUGUGAAAGUAAACCAUGUGGUAGAGCCUUUGCACAGAACAUUUAUCUUCAUCGGCAUAAAAGAACACAUAAAAGAGAAAAGCUCUAUGAAUGUAACCAAUGUGGUAAAGUCUUUGCCCACAACAGUAGUCUUAAAGACAUGAUAAAAUGCAUACUGAAGCUGGGCAGUGGUGGCAUACACCUUUAAUCCCAGCACUUGGGAGGCAGAGUCAGGCAGGUUUCUGAGUUUGAUUCCAGCCUGGUCUACAGAGUGAGUU
Messenger RNA from Grammomys surdaster, 1346 nucleotides. Its product is annotated as zinc finger protein 431-like. The record is from RefSeq and is a predicted model, not a curated record. Gene Ontology annotation, molecular function: DNA-binding transcription factor activity, RNA polymerase II-specific; RNA polymerase II cis-regulatory region sequence-specific DNA binding. NCBI's taxonomy places the organism in Eukaryota, Metazoa, Chordata, Mammalia, Rodentia, Muridae. Gene Ontology annotation, biological process: regulation of transcription by RNA polymerase II. The coding region runs from base 325 to 1011 and encodes 228 amino acids. The transcript has 4 exons.